Messenger RNA from Nelumbo nucifera (sacred lotus), 3756 nucleotides. RefSeq names its product retinoblastoma-related protein-like. The record is from RefSeq and is a predicted model, not a curated record. Gene Ontology annotation, cellular component: transcription regulator complex; chromatin; nucleus. Gene Ontology annotation, molecular function: RNA polymerase II transcription regulatory region sequence-specific DNA binding. Gene Ontology annotation, biological process: cell differentiation; regulation of transcription by RNA polymerase II; negative regulation of G1/S transition of mitotic cell cycle. NCBI's taxonomy places the organism in Eukaryota, Viridiplantae, Streptophyta, Magnoliopsida, Proteales, Nelumbonaceae.
AUGACAUGCUAUGUUGUUUUUUCCCGCGCGAGCACGGAGGGAGAGGGUUUCUGGAGAGAGAGAGAAAGGGGGAAAAAAGCCAGAGAAAAGGGAGGGAAGACAGGAGGGUUUUGUUUUACGACUAGAGACACAAAACCCUCGUUUCGAUUCGAUCAGUGAAGUGUUCUUCUAUGUUGAAUUCGUCCAAGAGUUGGGGGUUUUUAUGAUAUAUCACUACAUACUUUGAGCCGUGGAUCUACGCAUAGAGAUUUGAAGAGAUCGGAGAUCUACACCAUUAACCAUUUCGUUUGCAUCAAAAUCGCCAACUUUUUCCUUGUUUUUAUCCGUUAUUCAAAUUUCUGGUCUUUGCUGCUGUUAUUCUCUGUAUAAUCGAGUAAUGGUGAUAGAUCAGCUUUGGUUAGUGAGGGAAGGGGAGAGAGAGAGGCAGCUUAUUUAAAUCUAUGAGUACAGCUGCUUUGAAGAUGGAAGACGUGAAGCCCAUUAUUUCUGCGAGUAAUUCUCAUUCCAACGACGGCGGUGGCAUGGAAGCUCGAUUUACAGAGCUCUGCAAGGUUGGAGUAUCUCUUGACGAGGGUACGUUUUCACAAGCUAUGAGGCUGUUCAGAGAAAGUAAACAUCUUCUCUUGGCAAAUAUGUCGUCAGUUGGAAGCGGAACGCCAGAAGAAGUUGAAAGGUUUUGGUUUGCAUUCAUUUUAUACUCUGUGAAGAGAUUAAGUGACGGGGAUGCUAUGAAGGCAAAGCAAGAGAACGAUGAAAAUCGCUUUACGCUAUGUCAGAUACUGAGGGCAGCUAAGCUGAACAUUGUGGAUUUCUUCAAAGAGAUGCCACAAUUCUUUCUCAAGGCUGGUCCAAUUCUGAGCAAUCUAUAUGGUGCAGAUUGGGAGAAGAGAUUGGAGGCAAAGGAGUUGCAGGCCAAUUUUGUGCACUUGAGCCUUCUAAGCAAGUACUAUAAACGUGCAUACCAGGAAUUCUUCUCGACUAGUGAUGCAAAUGUUGAUAAACAAACAGCUGUUGUGAGGUCUACAGGUUAUGUGUCAGAUUACCACCRAUUUGGAUGGUUGCUGUUCUUGGCACUUCGAGUUCAUGCAUUUAGCCGGUUUAGGGACCUGGUGACUUGCACAAAUGGGUUGAUUUCAAUUUUGGCUAUCCUAAUUCUUCAUGUUCCUAUGCACUUGAGGAAUUUCUCUAUCUAUGAUGACCCUCGCUUUGUUAGGAAAGGAAACAAAAGUGUGGAUCUACUUGCAUCUCUCUGCAAAAUUUAUGACACAUCAGAAGAUGAGUUGAAGAGAACAAUGGAGAAAUCAAAUAAUUUGAUAGUGGAUAUCUUGAAGAAACAACCCUGUUUGGCAUCGGAAUGCAAAACUGAGAACCUGGAUAAUAUUGACACAGACGGGCUGACCUAUUUUGAAGAUCUAAUGGAGGAAUCAUCUUUGUCAUCAAGUUUAACUAUUUUAGAGAAGGAUUAUGAUGCUGCAAUUCAUAAUAAGGGAGAACUGGAUGAGAGAAUGUUUGUUAGUGAGGGAGAGAGCUUACUUGGUAAAGGGAGCUUGUCAGGAGGUGCCUUGAACCUCUGUGGUGCUAAGCGGAAGAUUGAUGCAAUAUCCUCCCCAGGAAAGUCAAUAACAAGUCCACUUUCUCCCCCACGGUCUCCUUCAACAUCACCUGCAAGUGGUAGUCUAGCUGGUGCCAAUUUGAAAAUGGUACCUACACCUGUAAGCACAGCAAUGACAACAGCAAAGUGGCUUAGAACCAUUAUUUCUCCACUCCCUUCAAGACCCUCAGCAGAACUGGAGCACUUUCUUUCGUCAUGUGACAGAGAUGUAACCGCAGAUGUAAUACGCAGGGCCCACAUAAUAUUGGAGGCCAUCUUCCCAAGUAGUGCUCUUGGAGAGCGCAAUGUUGUAGGGAGCUUGCAGAGUGCAAACCUGAUGGACAGCAUAUGGGCAGAGCAGAGAAGAAUGGAAGCCUUGAAGUUAUACUAUAGGGUUUUGGAGGCAAUGUGUACAGCAGAAUCUCAAAUAUUGCAUGGUAGUAACUUAACGUCUUUGUUAACAAAUGAGAGGUUUCAUAGAUGUAUGCUUGCUUGCUCAGCUGAACUGGUUUUAGCAACACACAAGACAGUAACCAUGUUGUUCCCUGCGGUUUUAGAGAGAACUGGUAUUACAGCUUUUGAUUUGAGCAAGGUAAUAGAGAGUUUCAUUAGACAUGAAGAAUCCCUUCCAAGAGAGUUGAGGCGACAUCUAAAUUCUUUGGAAGAGAGACUUUUAGAAAGCAUGGUAUGGGAAAAAGGUUCAUCAAUGUACAAUUCUUUGAUUGUUGCAAGACCGUCCCUUUCUGCAGAAAUAAAUCGCAUGGGGUUGUUAGCAGAACCCAUGCCUUCACUUGAUGCAAUUGCAAUGCAUAAUAACAUUUCAUGUGGAGGGUUGCCACCUAUGCCUUCUUUGCAGAAGCAUGAGACCUUACCAGGCCAGAAUGGAGAUAUCCGAUCUCCAAAGAAAUUGUGCAAUGAUUAUCGAAGUGUUUUAGUAGAACGGAAUACCUUUACAUCUCCAGUGAAGGACCGUCUAAUGGGUUUUAACAGUCUUAAGUCAAAACUGCCACCACCUCCUUUACAAUCUGCUUUUGCCAGCCCAACACGGCCAAAUCCGGGAGGAGGAGGGGAAACUUGUGCUGAAACAGGGAUCAAUAUUUUCUUUGGUAAGAUUGUGAAGCUAGCAGCUGUGAGGAUCAGUGGCUUGGUUGAGAGGUUACAACUCUCCCAGCAGAUCAGGGAGAAUGUGUACUGUCUUGUUCAACAAAUCCUUAGUCAGCGGACAGCUCUAUUCUUCAACAGGCAUAUUGACCAGAUUAUCCUCUGUAGUUUAUAUGGAGUUGCGAAGAUUUCUCAGUUAAACUUGACCUUUAGGGAAAUAAUUUAUAACUAUAGGAAGCAACCACAGUGUAAACCUCAAGUUUUCCGCAGUGUUUUUGUUGACUGGUCAUCAGCCCGGCGCAAUGGGAAAACAGGGCAGGAGCAUGUUGACAUUAUCACAUUUUAUAACGAAGUAUUUAUUCCGAACGUAAAGCCUCUCCUUGUGGAGCUUGGUCCGGCUGGAGCAAUACCAAGAACUAAUCGAGUUCCUGAAGCUAACAAUAAUGCUGAUGGUCAGUGUCCUGGGUCCCCUCGGUUAACUCCAUUUCCAAAUCUCCCUGAUAUGUCCCCAAAGAAAGUGUCUGCAGCACAUAAUGUCUAUGUCUCACCUCUGCGCUCAUCAAAGAUGGAUGCUUUGAUCUCACACAACUCUAAAAGCUAUUAUGCUUGCGUUGGAGAGAGUACUCAUGCUUAUCAGAGCCCUUCCAAAGACCUGACCGACAUUAAUAACCACUUGAAUGGCACACGGAAUCUCAGAGGUGCUCUCAACUUUGAUGUUGACAAUGUUGGCCUGGUAAGCGAUUCUCUUGUGAUGGGAAGUCUCUAUCUUCAGAAUGGAAGUAGUGCCUCAUCCUCAGGUGCCGCCUUGAAUCUACCGUUAAAAUCCGAACCGGACACCUAACCCUGUUAAUUGGACCCCCCUCUUUGUAUGUAAAUUCUGUUCUCCUUCAUGGUCUUCAUUGCUAAUCUUAUACCCAUUUUAUGACAUGGGGUGCUUUGUACGAGCAGCAAAUUACUGUAGAAAUGCUGCCACCACCCCUGCUGCUGUGUAUUAUUUUGAGCUUUUAAAAGGAGGUCCGGUUCUAACUGGACUAAUUUAAUAAAGUCUGUUAUUUCAUCCAAAA